Molecule: messenger RNA, 411 nt
Organism: Protopolystoma xenopodis
Lineage: Eukaryota; Metazoa; Platyhelminthes; Monogenea; Polystomatidea; Polystomatidae
Source: the annotation of a GenBank genome assembly
AUGACGCACACCCUUAGAGAACACAUACCUUCUGCUUUUGUAGUUAAAAUUCCGCUUGCGACCAGCAGGCCUAGAAUAUGGAUGGAGGCUCAGCAGACAAUUGAUGCUGACACUUCGACGCAAGGAGGUCAAAUUCGUUGUAUUCUCCUCCAUCCUGUCAUCGACACGAAGUUUACCUCUGAGCCCCUUGUCUCUUUCGUUUGUUCACCGGCCGAGGGGUCAACAUCGUCGAGGGCAAGAAAACCAGAUGAUUGCAUUGCACAACAGCUACUCCAUGCUCCAACUUUUGACGCUUCCUCGGGACGGACCAUUCAGCGAUGCGAAGAAGAUAUUCCAGCAGAUCUCAAACCUGAAGCACAAGCUGGCCCGAGGCAACACGAGCACUGCUUGCUUGUUUUUGCCUGUACAUGA